AGGCAAGUGGACAAAACAAGAGCGGGAAAAAACAACGCAGGUCGCGAUGGAGAACAAAUACCUGACAAGGCGACAGCCCUUGUCAUUUGCUUGACUCGGGUGAAUGGCGGUCAACCUGAAAGACGGUAUCUGCAAGACAGCAGAACCGCUAGCGGUGUUACCAUUUCGGCUCAGUUGCAUCAAGUUGGCUUGAAGUUUGCGACUCAAGUUGCCGCUUGCCUUGAACACCGUCAACUUCAGUCGUCGCAGGAACCACCUCCACGCCUUUUGGACACCCAAGAGAGAGACGGUAGGUACUACUUGAUGUUUAUGGGUUGGAUGCCUCGAGACUGGCCAGCCCGCCUGGUGGGUUUGACUGCCGCCUCGAAUCCGACCCAUCGUCCUCCCCAAUCGCUGUUUCUGCCAGUUCUCAGACAGCCGUUCAGUGCCUUUGCAUCCCUAGGCAACUGA
This is a messenger RNA of Colletotrichum costaricense, 450 nucleotides long. RefSeq lists its product as uncharacterized. The transcript has 2 exons. The annotation marks the transcript as partial. NCBI's taxonomy places the organism in Eukaryota, Fungi, Ascomycota, Sordariomycetes, Glomerellales, Glomerellaceae. The record is from RefSeq and is a predicted model, not a curated record.